GCGUAAUCCAUAUUUACAUUCAGUUUCAGUCCUACUGAUGCCAAGUUUGCUACUGGUUCAGAUGAUGGGACAGUUGGUGUCUGGGACUUUUUUAGGUCGGAUGAAGAAAGAGUUAUGAGAGGACAUGGUUCUGAUGUCAAAUGUGUAGACUGGCAUCCUCAGUGAGGUUUGAUUGUGUCUUGUAGUAAGGCCACACAACAAUCAGUGAAACUAUGGGAUCCAAAUACGGGAUGUAGUCCCACCACUUUCUUAUUCAACAAAUGGCUAACCUAAAUACAGAGUACAAGACAUUGGAAGCUUUGACACAACAGUUAGAGGAUCGACUUUCUACUUCAAAGCAGCAGAUGUCAAAACUAAAGCGAGAUGUUAUGGCCAUGAGAGGGCAGUUGUCAAAUGCGAGGAAGAGUCAGGAGAAGGCAGAGAAGCAGCUGCAGAUUACCAAGACAGCCAAACAAUCAAACACAAAAUCAAUGAGUGAUGAUCCAGACAAACUGAGGAGAGACUUGAAUGUUCUGGCGGAAGCUCAAUUCAACUCAAAGCGGCUUAUAAGCAAUCAACAAGAUGAAUUAGAGCGUAGCAAAGCUGCAAAUGUUUUGAUUGAGCAACGAUGUGAGGAACUUGUGGCCAGUAAAGAGAGAGAAUUAUCCGAGUUUAGGUCAGCUGCUGAACAACUGAUUGCCGAUGCUUUAGAAAGAUCAUCUCAAGCUACGGUACAAUUACAAGAAGCGAAACAAAGUUACAAGUUGCAACUCACACGCCUAGAAUCGGAACUCAAUCACGAAAGGCAGUCUCAGACGAGUAUGAAAUUGCAAUCUUCACUACAUAAAACAGAACUAGAGCAGGUCCGGUUGAUGGCUCACAAUCAAACUAAGAAAGCACAACAAGCUAUACAGGUGUGUCGUCUGACAGUUGCAAAGCUUGCCAAUCAGGCUGAAGUCGAUCAGUCAUCAUCUACUGAUAAUGUGGCGAGGUUGACAACUCAGCUGCAGAUAGAACGAAAUCUGUCAUCAUCAACUGCACAAAAAUAUGAGCAAUUAAAGGUGAGUAGUGCAAAAUGUUUGAGAUCAUUACAUACAUCUAGAGAUCAAAUUAACCAAUGAUUCCAAGAUUCAGUUUAGACAAAGACUGAUGGUCGAUUUAUACAAAUAGUUUUAUACAGUAACAGUGAAGAUUAUGCUUGUUUGUUAAAUGUAGUUUCAAAUAGUUAGACUGUGUUUUGACUUACUGUCUGCAGCUUGUGCUGGGCACAUGACAGACACAAUAAUUAUUGGUGCUGCUACAUGUCCCUAGAAC
Messenger RNA from Corticium candelabrum, 1293 nucleotides. Its product is annotated as golgin subfamily A member 3-like. NCBI's taxonomy places the organism in Eukaryota, Metazoa, Porifera, Homoscleromorpha, Homosclerophorida, Plakinidae. The coding region runs from base 261 to 1100 and encodes 279 amino acids. The transcript has 10 exons. The record is from RefSeq and is a predicted model, not a curated record.